AUGGCACAAAACAAAUUCAUUUUCUCUAUGAUUUUCUUUGCACUGAUCAUUUUCUGCCACCGAUUUCAUUCCACUGAAGGAAGAUAUCUAAAACAUAACCAAAGCCAUAAUGACGUGCAUGGUGGGAUUUCAGCUACGAAUGCAGCUACAUUGAAAAACGAGGCUCCACUAACGCCAUCAACAAUGGCUGGUGCAACUCUGGCGGCACCGCCUCCAGGUCGUGAUGUUGAGGAUUUUAGACCUACGACUCCAGGACACAGCCCUGGUGUAGGACACUCCGUUCACAACUAG
Molecule: messenger RNA, 291 nt
Organism: Sphenostylis stenocarpa
Lineage: Eukaryota; Viridiplantae; Streptophyta; Magnoliopsida; Fabales; Fabaceae
Source: the annotation of a GenBank genome assembly